This is a messenger RNA of Macrosteles quadrilineatus (aster leafhopper), 1254 nucleotides long. RefSeq lists its product as uncharacterized. The record is from RefSeq and is a predicted model, not a curated record. The transcript has 3 exons. Lineage: Eukaryota; Metazoa; Arthropoda; Insecta; Hemiptera; Cicadellidae. Bases 172 to 543 code for a protein of 123 amino acids.
AUACCAACCUUUACUGCCAGAUUAGUUGGUUAGUUGCAGUCAUUACAACUGGACCCAAGUUGUAUUUUCUUAUUUUGUGUUGGCAACAAUGUUUCUUAUGUAUUUGAUAUCAAUUGUCCUGGCUACAAUUCUCAUCUCGUCAUCUCAAGCAGCGCAGGCUCAGAAGGAUAUAUGUGGAUUGAGGACCAAGAAGUUCAAUAUAAGGAUAGACAGAAUCAGGAUAUUGAGGAGAUCAACGAUGUUUGGGCCCCAGGACCUUCAAGUGAAACAUUCAAGCGCUUCUCAUUCAAAUCGCUCCUUAAAGAGCUCAUAAGGGUACACAGCGACAAGCUAAAAACUACAGUUGCUCCGCAAGUCUUCCCACAGGAACAUCCGAAUCCUGCGGGAUCUCCUGAUACAGCAACCUCCCAUGAACACCCAAUUCCCACCGAAGAACCUCUGGAGACUCUCCUAAACCUUGGACCUGUUGUCAAACCUGAUAAGAGCUACAGGUUCACACACAACUUUAGGUUCGGCUACGGAGCGUUGCCCGGCCUACCUUGAAGAGAAAAUUGAUGCAAACAGAGCUCAAAUAAUAAUUGAAAGCCUUAAAACGUUCUAGAAAUUUAUAAUUGUAUUCAAACUCAAAACUUUAGGAUGUUAAAAAACGAUUACUUGGCUUAAGAAAGAUUUUGCUUGAACUUCCUUGACGGCAAAAGUAUUUAACAUCUAAAAUCAAAGGGCCAAUAACAUAUUGGGUUCUAGGGUAAUAAACGUUGUACUAUGUUUAAAAUAUAACAUAGCCUGAGGAGUUUUCCAGAACUAUACAUUGAUGAAAAAGUUAUUUAACUACACACCAAAUUAUUAGGUGAUUAAUAUGACUUAGUCUGACGUUUCGUUUGAAACCCAAUUAUACAGUAGAAACCAACUGAAUUAAUAAAAAAGAUUCCUACAGAUAUUAUGUCCUAAAGAAGUUGUUUUAACAUUUCGAUUUGAAAUUGUUUUCUACUGUUAUUAUUUUUUGGGCUUAAGUUUGAGUACAAGAAACAUUCGUAACUAAUAAAAGAAUCCAUAACUAAUAAAAUUUUAGUUUUUUUACUAUUUCGAUUUAUUUCUUGUUGGUCCAUGCUUUAUUAUGAAAAUGUUGAUGAAAACUAUGUAUUCCACUCUUAAAAUUAUAAGUUUAAUUAUCUAAAGACAUUAAACUGAAAUAAAUCAUAAAACCUAAACAGUGGCUGAUUCGUAUUUAUCUAAAUAAUUAAAUCAAUUCUUUGA